Messenger RNA from Esox lucius (northern pike), 3323 nucleotides. RefSeq names its product kinesin family member 9 (gene kif9). The coding region runs from base 88 to 2430 and encodes 780 amino acids. Gene Ontology annotation, biological process: microtubule-based movement; mitotic spindle organization. Gene Ontology annotation, molecular function: ATP binding; ATP hydrolysis activity; microtubule binding. Gene Ontology annotation, cellular component: microtubule; kinesin complex. Lineage: Eukaryota; Metazoa; Chordata; Actinopteri; Esociformes; Esocidae. The transcript is spliced from 21 exons. The record is from RefSeq and is a predicted model, not a curated record.
CAACAAUUGGGAUUAUUUUAUAUUCAGUAACAUACUACAUACAUAUGCCGUAUUAUUUCACUAUCUAGAUAAACACGGCUAAGUGCCAUGAGUACCCAGGCAGGCAGCGAAGUGAAAGUGUUUCUUCGCACGCGACCGACUGCUAACUUUGCCGAAAACCUGAUUGAAUACGUUGACGGACAGACAGUGAAUGUCCACCAGAAGAAGGACUCCCGAAAGGGAGUUGUGAACAACCAGCUGAACUCCUGGUCGUUCCGGCUCGAUGGGGUGCUGCAUGAUGUGUCCCAGGAGGAGGUGUAUGCUCGCGUGGGGCGAGGGGUGGUGUUGGGAGCCGUGGAGGGGUACAACGGCACUGUGAUGUGUUUUGGGCAGACUGGGGCAGGAAAGACAUACACCAUUACUGGAGCCUCUGGGAGUUACCAAGAGAGAGGCAUCAUCCCCCGGGCCAUACAGGAGGUGUUCCAUGAGGUGGACCAACGUUCCACCCACACAUUUAGGGUCCAAUUGUCCUACCUGGAGAUCUACAAUGAGUCUCUGGUGGAUCUGUUGGCGUCUUUACGGGGCUGCCCAGGGGCAGGACCAGGGCCAGGUGGUAUGGCGGUGGUAGAGGAGGCAUGUGGAGGGGUGUCAAUUCGGGGGCUGUCUCUGCAUCUUGUCCACAGCGAGGAGGAGGCCCUCAACCUGCUUUUUGAGGGGGAGAUGAAUCGCAUCAUAGGCACUCAUGCCUUGAACAAGAACUCUUCCAGAUCUCACUGCAUUUUCACUGUCCACAUUGAGUCUCACUCCCGUACUCUGUCCGAGGCAAAGUAUGUCACCUCCAAGCUGAAUCUGGUGGACUUGGCCGGGUCAGAAAGGUUGGGCAAAAUCGAACCCGAGGGCCAGAUGCUCAAGGAGGCCAUGUACAUCAACAAGUCCUUGUCCUUCCUGGAGCAGGCCAUCCUGGCCCUGGCAGACCGCCGUAGAGAUCACAUCCCCUUCAGACAGAGUAAACUCACCCACGCCCUCAAAGACUCACUGGGAGGUAACUGCAACACGGUGCUGGUCGCCAACAUCUAUGGAGAAGCUGCUCAUGUAGAGGAAACUCUUUCCACGCUGCGCUUUGCUAGCAGGAUGAAGCGUGUCCAGACCGACCCCAUCAUCAACCAACACACUGACCCUGUGCUCCAGGUCCGGAAGCUGCAGAAGGAAAUCCAGCUACUGAAACAGGAGCUAUCACUUCAUGACACAAUGGCUAACCGUAUGGAAACCUCUUACGAAACAUUGUCUGAGGCCCAGGUGGCAGAGGUCCAGAGUCAGGUGCAAAGGUUUCUGGAGGGCAGUCUGGACGAGAUCAAUAUUGAGAGCAUCAGGCAGAUCCAGGAAGUGUUUCGCCAGUUCAAGCAGGCCCUGGAGCUGCAGGAGCAGAAGGUGAAGGCCCAGCUGUGUCAAAACUACACCCUGGUGGAGAAGGACCAGAGUACAGCCGACUCCUCUGCAGCCAAGCCACAAAGCCCUAGCGGGACAGUGGGAAAGGUGGAGGGACGCAGGUUUGGUGUUGGGGUGGCAGCUCCAUCGGAGAGGCACAUCAGGUCCCAGUCUCCAGGCAGGACCAAGACUCUGAGGACUAAAGAUCUGACAAGACAGGGGAGGAAGGAUGCAGAAGUAGAGCCUUUAAACCCAAUCCUGAGGGAGAAUGAGCAUGACCCAAACAGCCUGGAUCCUCAAAAACCACAGAGAAUUGACUCACCUCCCCCAAAGGCAGAUGCCUUUGAGGACUUCAAGGCAGAGCAGGGCAGCGAAAUCAACCGCAUUCUGAAGGAGAACAAGGUGGUGUUGCUGGAGUGUCGCGCCCGCCUUCGUGAGCUGACAGAGGGUGUGAACACAACCAAGAGAGAAAUCGACAGCACGAGCACCACCCUCCGCCAAUGGAAAGACAGGCAACAGAGUCAGGGUCAGUUUAUAAGUGCGGAUGGGGUUCCGGUGCUGGAUGAGGCAGAGCUGUCUCUGGUGCUGCGACUAAGGGACUUAAAGACUCACUACCGCCAGCAGUACGAGGAGCUGCACUGCAUUAAGGCAGAGGUCAACUACUGCCAGCAUCUAGUCGACCAGUGCCGAACACGCCUACUGACCGAGUUUGAGAGCUGGUACAAUGAAUCCUUCCUGCUUCCUGAGGAGGUGCAGGCGUUGCUGAGAUCUGGAGGGACCAUCAGGCCUGGACUGGUACCUGUGGACAAGGCCCUUUCCCUGGAGGAGGAUGAGCAGGAGCACUUUGAGCGUCGGCGGUACGAGCUGCUAGCAGACAGUCCCAGUGCCACCAUCUUCUACAGUGCUCACAACAGGACAGUAAAGAGGAGGAACUACAAUAAGGCCUUGUCUCAGUCUUCAGUUCAAAAAACAACAAACCGGAGCUCUCAGAGAACCAAACUCCCUGCAAUUCUUUCUGUUAUCUAAGGGAGAAGCCUUCAACUAAUCUGUAUUCAUUGGCUAUAUUCCCUUCACUUUUUUCUAUUGCCUUAUGCAUUUCCUUAAAAAAAAGACAAAUAAACCACCUAACAUUAAGCCUUAAAUGUGAUUUAGAACAUUUUUGCCUCUCCAUCACUGACCAACAUUUCACCCAACAUGUUUCUUUUACAUUUGACUGUCUUCUUUCACUGCUGGCCCCACACACUAAGGGUAUAUUUACAUAUGAGAGAUUUAAAUGCUAGAUAGACUGAUCUUUGUUUGCCUAGACAUGUCCAUAGCAUUUGAAGUUACACUGGCAUAAGAAACUUGAUACAGUUCCAACACAAGUGUCUGUUGGACAAUUGUAAAAAUGCCCUGUGUACUGAGCUAAAUCGAAAACAAUCAUAUCUUAGUUAUACAAACAAAUGAUGACAAAGGUAUUGAUGCGAUUGACUGGCCCUCACGUUUCCCAGGCCUGAAUCCCAUUGAGAACCUCUGGGAUGUUAUGUAUUGGUGCAUCCAACACUGCCAAUUAGCGCUACAGACGGUCCAGGAGUUCACUGAUGCCUUGAUCCAGAUCUGGGAGGAGAUCUCCCAGGACACCAUCCGCCAUCUCAUCAGGAGCAUGCCCAGAUGUUGUCGGGAGUGCAUACAGGCGCGUAGGGGGCAUACACACUACUGAGUCACAUUGCGUUGGUAUGAUGAAAUUUGCUCAAGUUGGAACAGCCUGUGAUUUCAAUUAUUUAAUCCAGCCCUCAAUCGGUUGGUGGAUUUGGUUUCCAUUGACCGUUGUUUAAUUCAAGUCAAGUUCAAGUUCAGUUCACUUUGUUGUCAAUGAAUUGCACAAUGUACUGUAGAGAUUUUGAUCUUUAAUAAAUUUCCUUCAUCGAGAAUCGAUACGU